AUUUGAACCAGCUCUUUGGGGCUGGAUGUCUUGUCCUCUGGCCUGUAGCUGGGCGGGAAGGAAAGAAUUAUGCGGCCCGGUAAACUCCGGAGCCGUUCCGGUAAUGAGCCCGCCGGCUGUAUGGCGCAGGAGCAGCAUCCGCAGCCCGGAAUCCCGUGGAAGGAGACGCGGCUGGCUUUGAGGCGGUUGGCGGAGUGCCUGAGCUGCUCCCUUUGCAGUAACAUUCUGAAGAAACCUGUGAACCUAGGAAGUUGCGAACAUGUCUUCUGUCUAACUUGUGUAGGCAACUGUACUGGCACAGCUUGCCCAAUAUGUCAGGUGCCAGCCAUGAAAAAAGAUGUGAAAAUAAACAGGAAGCUAGACAACAUCAUCAAACUCUACAGCAAACUGCAAACUCUGCAGGACAAGGACUUCUCAGGCCCUGCAGAUAACCUGUCUCCUUUGGGAAAGCAAGCUGGAGAGGCAGAAGCUAAAAAGAAACAAAUAAAAAUGAAGUUCAGUCCUCACAGUAAGAGGAUGAGAUUCACCCUGAAGACGAGCCCAAAGAAACUAGAGCAGAUGAAGAAACCAGUCAAAGAUAGCUGGCCUUGUAACUUAACCUCCGUCUAUGACUUUCUUUCUUCGCCUCCUCAUCAGAAGCCUUUCAGAGAGGAAAAGACACCUCGGCAGGAAUGUAAGAAGGAGCCAAGAAAAAAGACUUCAACAGACCUCAACAAACAGAGGGACUCCUUCAGGGGCCAGCAGGAAAACUCCAGUGGGAGGCAUAAAAUGAGCCUAAAUGAAAGCAAAGAUUCAAUCCCCAGGUCUGGCUCAAAAAAUACCUCAGGAGUGAGGCUGAUAACCGGGACAGACCUUGCAGAGAAUGCGAGUGAACUCAUUACAAGUGGUGGUAGAUCUGUGAAACUUGUAGAGAAGACCAGCAAUUAUAACUUUUCUGCUGUGUCCAACGUUGUUGGGGGAGAUCUGACUUCUGAAGAGUGGCUUUCCUUGGCAAGGAAAACAGCUCGGUUAAAGUGUAGCAGGCAGCCUGCCGGAUCUCCAAUUUCUUUGUCUAAGCAUUGCAAAAGGAAAGAGCUGACCCGCCGCCGGAAAUCACGACUGCCAAAAGGGGCCCCACCGCAGUUGCCUGGGAAUUCCCCUGUGGCGGCCUCUCCCUUUGGGGACUGUGCAGUUUCUUCCCCAUCUCUACCGUUGGCUGGAAUCUCAUCACCUCUGAGAAACUCGGAAGAUUUUCCACAUGCCAGUGAUCCAGAAGUUCCAGAAGUGCAACCUCUGUCCAGAAAUUGUGCUGAAAGGGGGGCCUUCCUCAAAAAGUCUCCCAAUAAUAUAUCAGCCAAGAGAAACUAUAAAGGGGAGUCUUUACUUCAUACUGCUUCCAUUGAGGGGGAUCUUUCUGCUGUUGAAGGCUUGUUGAAAAAAGGAGCUGAUCCCAACAUUAAAGACUAUGCUGGUUGGACACCACUGCAUGAAGCUUGUAAUCAUGGACAUAAGCAGGUAGCUGAGUUACUCCUACGACAUGGGGCACUGCUGAAUGUGACUGGGUAUCAGAAUGAUAUGCCACUUCAUGAUGCUGUCAGGAAUGGACAUAGAGAAAUUGUGGAACUGUUGCUUUUGCAUGGAGCUUCUCAAGAUGCAGUUAAUAUAUAUGGUCACAAACCUGUGGAUUAUGCUGAAACAGAAGAGAUGAAAUCCCUCCUAACGCUACCAGUGAAGAAUGAUUCAACUUCAGUUAUUCAGUAUGUACAAUCCAUAAACCUAAAUUACUGUAAAAAAGAGCCUGUUGUUCUCCUUGGGAGUGGUCUUGAUCCAGGUCAACAACUACUGUUAAGCAAAUUGGCUACAGUUCUGAAGGCUAGAAUAUGUACAGAGUUUAACAGCUGUGUGACACACGUUGUUGUUCCUGCGUAUCCUGUGCGAGCUACUAUGAAGUGCAUGCUGGCAGUUUUAACUGGAUGUUGGAUCUUGACAUUUAUGUGGGUAGAGGCCAGCUUGAAGAGAAGAGCUUGGGAACAAGAAGAGAAAUAUGAAAUAGAUGGUGGUCCUCGACAAGGCCGGCUGAACAAGGAACAGCUUUUGCCAAAACUUUUUGAUGGCUGCUACUUCUAUUUCCUGGGAAUAUUUAAAGAGCACGAGAAAGAUGACCUCAAAGAAUUGGUGAAAGCUGGAGGGGGACAGAUUCUCAUGAGGAAGCCUAAGUCAGAUAAUGAUGUGACACAGACAAUCAAUACGGUAGCCUAUCAUGCUGACAUUAGUUCUGACCAGAGUUUCUGCACACAAUAUAUAAUCUAUGAUGCCUCUUCUAACUACAAACCACAGAAAGUUCGUCAAGGAAAGGUUUGGGAAGCACCCUCCAGGUGGCUUAUCAACUGUGUGAUGUCAUUUCAACUCUUACCUGUUAAGAAAUGAUUUUCCCAGCAUUGUGAUAACAUAAUCGUUUGGAUUUCACUUUCACUGAAAUGUUAUUAAAAGAUGCUUUAAUUACAUGCUGAAACAAAAAAUAGACAUUUUUGUUUAAAUCUUAGACUUAUUCG
Molecule: messenger RNA, 2531 nt
Organism: Candoia aspera
Lineage: Eukaryota; Metazoa; Chordata; Lepidosauria; Squamata; Candoiidae
Gene: BARD1
Product: BRCA1 associated RING domain 1
Exons: 11
Coding region: 70-2406 (778 amino acids)
Biological process (GO): protein K6-linked ubiquitination
Cellular component (GO): BRCA1-A complex; BRCA1-BARD1 complex
Molecular function (GO): ubiquitin-protein transferase activity; protein binding
Source: RefSeq, a predicted model, not a curated record